Molecule: messenger RNA, 1457 nt
Organism: Ostrea edulis (European flat oyster)
Lineage: Eukaryota; Metazoa; Mollusca; Bivalvia; Ostreida; Ostreidae
Product: protein eyes shut homolog
Exons: 3
Coding region: 23-676 (217 amino acids)
Source: RefSeq, a predicted model, not a curated record
CUUGUUAAUUGAAAACUCCACAAUGGGAACAUUAGUAAGGUUUUUGAUAUACAUAGUUUUCUUCGGUUUUCCCAUUGUGCAAAGCAACUGUACCCAUGAUUGUAUGUACGACACUUGGCUGAGCUGGGAUUGCGCCUGUGAUAAGUCGCUUCAGAAAAGAAUACGAAAUAUGUGCUGUCCUCGUGGACCCAAAACUAGAGAAGAAUGUGCCAACAGAUGCAACCUAACUCUGCACUGGCGGGGAACGUCACCGUGUGAUAAAUGUCACAAUGGAGGUGUCUAUGACAAACACGUAAAACGAUGCAGUUGUCCACCGACAUACAAAGGAAUUCUCUGUUGUGAUGCGGUACGGUGUGAUGAAAAUCCGUGCAGACAUGGCAAGUGUAACGACACAGAGACACCACUCUUCUGCACGUGUGAUCCGGGAUACACGGGAACCAUUUGUGACAAAGAAGUACAAACUCUACCUCCUUGGCUGCCUUAUCUGGAGUAUGCUAUCAUCACUGUGACAGGAAUGGUCAUUUUGAUGACUAUAGGAUGCGCCUGUUUUAAAUUGGUCCAGGUGCUAGGAUCUCGAUCAAAAAACGAACGGGAAGAGAAAAAACACAGAAGCUUCAGACAGGAAAGAAAACAAUCCAAAAGAAGUCAAGUAUUGCCUAAAUCAAUGGAUUUUUAAUAUGUGUGUGGGGAUUUGAUACACCGACAUGCAAUGAUAAUUUGAUUUAAAUGUGAUGUUUUGUUUAUACCCAAGUGACAAAUUUAUUGAAAUGUAAAUUGUUCCACUUUUACUGGACGAGUUUUUCAAAGAUCCACACAGAAAAACAAACCGAUUUUCAUUUCUCAAGGUUAUCAUAUAUUCGUUGUGUAAAUUAUUGACAUAGACUAAUUAUGCAACACAUCUUAUCAUAUGGAUUAAAGUGAAACUUAGCUGUACCCUCUAAUCUCUACAGCCUAUCAAUUCAACUCCUAGACACAAUCAAUCAAUGAAACCCCAGUCAUCAGUAUUGAUCAUAUCAGAUCCCACACGUAAACGCAGACACUAACUACACUUUUAAGUUUACUUUGUUGGUAAUUCGCUCAUAUUAUUGUGAUCCUUAUUGAAGUAUUCACUGUUCGAACUUCACGUAAAUACAUCACGCGGCCCUUAUCUAUAUCAUUUUUCAAUGUUGUCUGAUUUAUUAGCAAUGAUUAACAUUGACAAUCACUUUAUCAUGUCCUUGGUGUAUCACUAUAAGAAAGUAUAUUAUUUGUUAGCACACAAGACGUAUUCAUAAUGGAAUUCAAGAAAUUUCCGCGCUCAUUUACCAAAUCCUGAGAAAAUGGCAUUCUGGAAUAAAAUGAAGACAAUUAACACUAUUCUUUCGAUUGUUAAAAUGUGUUAACAACUGUUUGUAGCAUUAUCUUGGUAAACAUACUGUAUAGAGGAAUAUAUUUACAAUGACCGAAAGCAAUUAUAG